Molecule: messenger RNA, 1392 nt
Organism: Fusarium venenatum
Lineage: Eukaryota; Fungi; Ascomycota; Sordariomycetes; Hypocreales; Nectriaceae
Product: pectin lyase fold/virulence factor
Biological process (GO): carbohydrate metabolic process
Molecular function (GO): polygalacturonase activity
Source: RefSeq, a predicted model, not a curated record
AUGAAGGUCUCAAGCUUCCUCACUACCCUCUCGCUCUUUGCAGGCGCCAUCGCCGAGGCAAUUGAUCUUCCAGCUGGCGUGCCCCGUAGCGUUGAGGAGUUCCGCGCAAAGCAUCCCUACGAGAGCCCCAUCAAGAGGAACCACCGCAAGGUUGUCACUAUCCGUCACAGCAAGAACGACCGUGAUGACAUCUCAACCGAGUUCUACAAGGGUCUGAAGAAGGCCAACAACGGAGGUACUCUUCACUUGCCCAAGGGAAAGACCUUUGUCAUUGGAAAGCCUCUUGAUCUUACUUUCUUGAACGAUGUGCACGUUCAUCUUGAUGGAGAGAUUAAGUUUACCAAUGACACUGCUUACUGGCAGAAGAAUGCCUUUACCCAUCCUUUCCAGAACUCUAUCAUGUUCUGGAAGUGGGGUGGCAAGAGCAUCAAGAUCUACGGAAAGGGUGUUCUGAACGGUAACGGUCAGAGAUGGUGGAACGAGUUCGCCGGCAAGGAGAUUCUGGACAAGGAUAAUGCUUAUCUGCGACCCAUUCUCUUCUACGCCCAGAAUGCGACUGGCCUUGAUAUCCAGGGCAUUCACUUCAAGGAUUCUCCCUGCUGGACCAACUUUGUUGUUACUUCCAAGGAUAUUUCUUUCAAGGAUGUUGUUUGCACUGCUGUCUCCAACAACGCUACUUCUCUCCCCAAGAACACUGACUUCUUCGACUCCCUGAAUGUCGAACAUGUCAAGGUUGAGCGCGCUUGGGUUGAUAUCGGUGACGAUUGCUUCUCCCCCAAGAGCAAUGCCACUGAUGUUCACGUUGACACUAUGUACUGCAAUGGUACUCACGGUCAAUCAAUUGGAUCUCUUGGCCAGUACAAGGGCGAGAUGUCUUUCGUCAAGGACGUUGUCAUUGAGAACCUCUGGAUGCUCAACGGCCAGCACGCUUCUCGUCUCAAGACCUGGGCUGGACCUGAUGUAGGCUAUGGUUUCAUCGACAAUGUCACCUUCCGUAACUUCUACGGUGGAAACAACGAGUACAACGCUUUCAUUGACUCGUGCUACUUCAACAUCAACGCCACCACCUGCAACCAAUACCCUUCAAAGAUGAACAUUACCAACGUUCUUUUUGAAAACUUCUCAGGCUACAGCUCUGGAAAGUACGGUGACGCUGUUGCCAGGUUGACCUGCUCGUCCAGCAAGGACGCCGUCUGCGAGAACAUCAAGUUCAAGAACUACGAUAUCAAGACUCCCUGCGGUGGAAAGCCUGUUUUCCUGUGUGACGGUGUCAAGGAUAUUGGUGUUGAUUGUGUUAGUGCUACCAGCGCCGAGGGCAAGGCUGCUUUGGCCAACAAGUGCCAGGCUCCCCAAGCUUCUGCUAGCCCUUUCAAGGUUAGAAAGUUUGAUUAA